This is a messenger RNA of Sclerotinia sclerotiorum 1980 UF-70, 714 nucleotides long. RefSeq lists its product as hypothetical. Lineage: Eukaryota; Fungi; Ascomycota; Leotiomycetes; Helotiales; Sclerotiniaceae. The record is from RefSeq and is a predicted model, not a curated record. The transcript has 3 exons. Bases 1 to 714 code for a protein of 237 amino acids.
AUGGAGGAACCAGAGUUUCCAUUUGUCAAUGUCGAUGAAGGUCGUGUCGUAUUGGAACCAGUUAUCGUAUCUGAUUUGUUAUUCCACGACGACUGCACCCUCGGAACUUUCUUUCGUGCUGCUGCCGUACCCCAAUUGUUUGAUUCGCUUGACGAAGACAUAGGUACACCAUUAGUCUGUGGUGUUUGUUGCGAUACCGUUGAGUUGGAUGAAGUGGACGAGUUUGAAGAUAAUGAAGUUAUCGACGAGGAUGAGUUGGCGCGCUGGGCGCUUUUCCGUGGCAUGAACAUUCUGCUCACUUCGUCGCCAUUCAUAGCAUUCAUUCCUCCUUGGUUAACACUAGAUCCCCAUGCCGACCUGUUGAUCUGCGGGAAACUGGAAGAGAUAUUGUAUCGCACUGGAUUUGUCAUAAUCGUCAGUACUGUAGGACAAUUGCUGGUGAUAGAGAAAGAAACCUUUUUGAAUUUGAUGUUGCCAAGCUGGAAAGUUUGGACAUUUGGGUUGAGACACGCGAGGUAUAUGUUUAGCCAACCAGCGUUCGAGAUCGGGGAUAAGAGCACUGGCGCACGCGCUCUCUUGCAGAUAAAAAGUCUCGAUGUGAGAAGAAGAGAAAGGAAAAGGUUUGGAUGUCGUAAGAAGGAAGCAGAUAUUCCAAGGCUUAUCGCAAAGAACGUAGAUUCAUUUCUAUGUGAGCCAUUCACUCGAAACGAUUGA